Molecule: messenger RNA, 5814 nt
Organism: Drosophila takahashii
Lineage: Eukaryota; Metazoa; Arthropoda; Insecta; Diptera; Drosophilidae
Gene: LanB1
Product: laminin subunit beta-1
Biological process (GO): tissue development; animal organ morphogenesis
Source: RefSeq, a predicted model, not a curated record
CUACCGAGGAUCACGUGGCCAACUGUAAGAGAUCACCACAAAAACGAACGAAAAGAAACAAAAAAACUGAUUAAAGUCCCGGCCGGAAGUGCCCCAGUGGAACGCGACCCCAACAACAGAGAGCCAGUUCGAGAUGCUGGAACUGCGGCUUAUCGUGGUCAUUGUGCUCGGACUGCUCGGCCUGCUGGGCAGUUUGGAUGCCCAAAGAGUGCCGCAGCAUGGCCGACGGGAUAGGCCGACGUAUUUGCAGAAGAACUUCGUGAAGGCGCAUCCUUGUGAGAGAUCCUCGUGCUAUCCGGCUACGGGAAAUCUCCUCAUCGGCAGGGAGAACCGCCUGACGGCCAGUUCCACUUGUGGCCUGUACUCCCCAGAGCGUUUCUGCAUCCUGUCCCAUUUGCAGGACAACAAGUGCUUCCUCUGCGACACGCGGGAGAAGACCAAGCAGGAUCCCUCGAUGAACCAUCGCAUCGGGCAGAUUAUCUACAAAACGAAGCCAGGAACCAACAGACCCACCUGGUGGCAGUCGGAGAAUGGCAAGGAGAAUGUCACCAUUCAACUGGAUUUGGAGGCAGAGUUCCACUUUACCCAUUUGAUCAUAACCUUCACCACCUUCCGACCGGCGGCCAUGUACAUCGAGAGAUCCUUUGAUUUCGGCUCCACCUGGCAUGUCUAUAGGUAUUUCGCCUACGACUGCAAGGAGUCCUUCCCGGGAGUGCCCACUGUUUUGGAGAAUAUCACUGAUGUGAUGUGCACCUCGAGGUACUCCAGUGUGGAGCCAUCACGGAAUGGUGAGGUGAUCUUUAGGGUUCUUCCACCCAACAUCAAUGUCACGGAUCCCUACGCGGAGCAUGUCCAAAAUCAGCUAAAGAUGACUAACCUACGGAUUAAGAUGACCAAACUGCACAAGCUGGGCGACAAUCUUCUAGAUAGUCGGCUGGAGAACGAGGAGAAGUACUACUACGGCAUCUCGAACAUGGUGGUUCGAGGAUCCUGCUCCUGCUACGGCCACGCCUCCCAGUGUCUGCCCAUGGACCCGCACUUCUCGCAGGCGGACAAUGAGGAUGGAAUGGUCCAUGGGCGAUGUGAGUGUACGCACAACACCAAGGGCAUGAACUGUGAGGUGUGCGAGGACUUCUUCAACGAUCUGCCCUGGAAACCGGCCUUUGGUAAGCAAACAAAUGCCUGCAAGAAGUGCGAAUGUAAUGAUCACGCGGUGAGCUGUCACUUUGAUGAGGCUGUGUUCACUGCCUCCGGUUUGGUUUCCGGCGGAGUCUGCGACAAUUGUUUGCACAACACCCAGGGACAGCACUGCGAGGAGUGCAUGCCGUUCUUCUACCGCGAUCCCGAGCAGGACAUCAACUCACCCAGUGUCUGCCAGCCCUGCGAUUGUGAUCCUCAGGGAUCUCUGGAUGAUGGUAUCUGCGAUUCUCUAAGUGAUCCCGUGGAAGGAGCAGUAGCGGGAGCUUGUCACUGCAAGGCCUUCGUCACCGGACGCCGUUGCAACGAGUGCAAGGAUGGCUACUGGAAUCUGCAGACGGAUAAUCCCGAGGGUUGCGAGCCGUGCACCUGCAAUAUCCUGGGCACCCUGAACAAUUCGGGUUGCGUAAUGCGAACGGGCGAAUGCAAAUGCAAGAAAUACGUAACCGGCAAGGACUGCAAUCAGUGCAUGCCGGAGACCUAUGGUCUCUCCGAAUCUCCCGAGGGUUGUGCUUUGUGCAACUGCGAUGCCGGAGGAUCCUACGAUAAUUACUGCGAUGUGAUUAGUGGUCAGUGUCGCUGCAGGCCGCAUAUGACGGGCAGAAGUUGCUCGCAGCCCAAGCAGAAUUACUUUAUACCAACGCUAACGCAUGUCUACGAUGCCGAGGUGGUGGAUGAAUGCAUCACCUACGGCAACAAUGGAAACUGCAGCCUGGUGGCCGAGGGUCCGGAUGGCACGCACACCUUCGAAAGGGUUCCCGAGAACACCGAACUGGUCUUCACCGUUGGCGAUAUUCCCAGAUCCAUGCCCUACGAUGUGGUUAUCCGAUAUCAGAGCACCUCACGCGGCGAUUGGGAGGAUGCAUAUAUUACGCUAGUGCGACCCGAUCAAGUGGAUCCGGAUGGAGGAUGUGGACAGGUGGCGGCGGCCACUGCUUCCGAGAGCCGGGUGCCCUUCUCCCUGCCCGAUCGCAGUCGCCAUGUGGUGGCGCUGAAUGACGUUUGCCUGGAGGCGGGCAAGGUCUACAAGUUCCGUAUAUAUUUCGAUCGGAGGCGUCACGAUGCAGAUAGCCCCACGGCCACAAUCCUGGUGGACUCUCUAACACUCAUUCCCCGCAUCGAUGUCACCUCUAUUUUCACUGGUUCCGAGCUGGCCGAUCUUCGUCGUCACGAGUAUGAGCGAUACAAUUGUAAUGCCUCGUUGUACGACAUCGGCUAUACGCCGGAUCCAAAGUGCCAGCACCUGAACAACAUUGCCAGUGAGGUGAUCCACGACGGAGCCAGCAUGUGCAACUGCAAUCCCACGGGAUCGCUGAGCAAGGAGUGCGAUGCCUACGGAGGAUACUGCCAGUGCAAACCGAAUGUGGUGGGAAGGCAGUGCGAUCAGUGCGCCCCGGGCACCUACGGAUUCGGACCGGAGGGCUGCAAGGCCUGCGAUUGCAACAGCAUCGGAUCGAAGGACAAGUUCUGCGACCUGAUCACCGGCCAGUGCCAGUGUGUGCCGAAUACUUACGGCAGGGAGUGUAACCAGUGCCAGCCGGGCUACUGGAACUUCCCCGAGUGCCAGGUGUGCCAGUGCAACGGACAUGCGGCGCAGUGCGAUCCGAUCCAGGGAACCUGUCUGGAUUGUCAGGACUCUACUACCGGCUACAGCUGCGACGCCUGCCUGGACGGAUACUACGGAAACCCGCUGUUCGGCAGUGAGAUCGGAUGCCGACCUUGCCGCUGCCCGGAGACGGUGGCCAGUGGAAUGUCCCAUGCGGAUGGCUGCUCCCUGGACACGCGGAACAACAACAUGCUGUGCCACUGCCAGGAGGGUUACUCCGGUUCCCGCUGCGAGAUCUGUGCGGACAACUUCUUCGGAGUGCCGGAGAAUGGGGGAACCUGCUCCAAGUGCGAGUGCAGCAACAAUGUCGAUCUCUAUGACACCGGCAACUGCGAUCGGCAGACGGGCGCGUGUCUAAAGUGCCUUUACCAGACGACUGGCGAGCACUGCGAACUCUGCACGGAUGGCUUCUUUGGGGAUGCACUGCAGCAGAAUUGCCAGCAGUGCGACUGCGAUUUCCUAGGCACAAACAACACCAUAGCCCACUGCGAUAGGUUCACGGGUCAGUGUCCCUGUCUGCCGAAUGUCCAGGGAGUGCGAUGCGAUAGAUGCGCCCCGAAUCACUGGAAGAUUGCCUCGGGCGAGGGAUGCGAGAGCUGCAACUGCGAUCCCAUUGGAGCGCUGGAUGAACAGUGUAAUUCCUACACCGGGCAGUGCCAGUGCAAACAGGGAUUCGGCGGCAGGGCGUGCAAUCAGUGCGAAGCCCACUACUGGGGCAAUCCGAACGAGAAGUGCCAGGCCUGCGAAUGCGAUCCCUACGGAGCUGCCGAUCACCAGUGCGACCGGGAGACGGGUAAUUGUAUCUGUCACGAGGGCAUCGGUGGCUACAAGUGCAAUGAGUGCGCCCGGGGCUACAUUGGCCAGUUCCCGCACUGCUCACCCUGUGGCGAGUGCUUCAACAAUUGGGAUCUCAUCCUGAGUGCUUUGGAAGACUCCACCACAGCCACCAUUCUGCGAGCCAAGGAAAUCAAGCAGGUGGGCGCCACGGGAGCCUACACCUCGGAGUUCAGUGAGCUGGACAAGAAGCUGCAGCACAUCAGGAAUCUGCUGCAGAAUACCUCGGUUAGUCUGGUGGACAUAGAGCAACUGGAUGCGGAGACCAAGGAACUCAAGGAGCAGCUGCAGGCUUCCCAUGGCCGCUUGAGCGAAACCGAGAGAAACCUAGAUGACAUUUACAACUCACUUAGUUUAUCGGGAGUGGAGCUGGAGAACCUGCAGAAUCACUCGAGAUUAGUGCAGCAGCUGUCCAAGGAGCUCAAGGAGAAUGGCAUACAGCUGCAGGAGUCGAAUAUCGAGGGGGCUUUGAACCUCACGCGCCACGCCUACGAAAGGGUUAGCAAUCUGUCGACUUUGAAGGACGAAGCCAACGAACUGGCCUCCAAUACGGACAGGAAUUGCAAGCGAGUGGAGACGCUUUCAAAUAAAAUCCAGGCCGAGGCAAAGGACCUGGCCAACAAUGACAAGUUCAUCGCCGACUAUCGCGCGGAGUUGACCUCCCUGACCUCCCAGGUGCCCGAGCUGAACAACCAGGUUUGCGGCAAGCGAGGCGAUCCCUGCGACAGUUUGUGCGGUGGAGCCGGCUGCGGUCACUGCGGUGGCUUCCUGUCCUGCGAACAUGGCGCCAAAACCCACUCGGAGGAGGCUCUCAAGGUGGCCAAGGAUGCGGAGGCGGCCAUUACCAGCAAAAAGGAUCAGGCGGAUCAAACUAUAAGGUCUCUUACGCAGGCCAAGCUGAAUGCCUCCGAGGCUUAUGAGAAGGCCAAGCGGGGUUUCGAGCAAUCCGAGCGUUACCUCAACCAAACCAAUGCCAAUAUCAAGCUGGCCGAGAAUCUAUUCACAGCUCUAAAUAAUUUCCAGGAGAACAAGACCGCCUCGCCGGCAGAGAGCAAGGAUUUGGCGCAGAAAACUCUGGAUUUGGAUCUGAAGCUGGAACCCGAGGAGAUCGAGUCGCUGGGCAAGAAGAUCAACGAGGCUGUCUCAUCGCUGCGGAACGUGGAGGCCAUCAUCUACAAGACCAAACCCGAUUUGGACCGGGUCAACAAUCUGCAGAGCAUCGCGAAUGCCACCAAGGAGAAGGCCGAUAAGAUCCUCGACUCGGCCAAUUCGGUGGUGGAGAGUCUGGCGGCGGCCGACGAGUCGCAGGGCAAGGCCAAGGAUGCCAUUCAGCAGGCCAACAGUAAUAUCGAACUGGCUGGUCAGGAUCUGGAGAAGAUCGAUGAGGAGACCUAUUCCGCCGAGGCUCCGGCCAAUAACACAGCCGAGCAGGUCGAGAAGUUGGCCAAGAAGGUGCAGAAGUUGCAGAAUAACAUCGUGAAGAACGAUCGGGAUGCCAAGGAGAUCACCAAGGAGGCGGGUCGCGUCAAACUGGAGGCCAUGAGGGCCCGGGGCGAGGCUAGCAACCUGCAGUCGGCCACCAGUGCCACCAACCAAACGCUCACCGACCGAGCCAGCCGCUCGGAAAAUGCCCGCGAAAGGGCCAAGCAGCUCCUCCAGCGAGCUUCCAAGCUGACCGUCGACACCAAUGCCAAGCUGAAGGAUCUCAAUGAUCUGCAGACCGUCUAUCUGAACAAGAACCAACAGCUCCUCCAGCUGCAGGCCGACAUUGGACCCCUGAACAAGGAGCUCACCGAGCACCUGCUGCACAUCAAGGAGCGCGCGUCUUUCUACAGGCAGUGCUAAACGUAGAUCGCAAAAGACUCCUCUGCGCGGCCAUUUAAAUUGCCAUAUUCAUGAACAAAUAAGCAAUCUGCGAAUUACGAAAAUCAAGUAAAGAACUACAACAACAACAACUAGGAAGGCAAAAGUUAUUAUGUAACCACUGUUAAGUUACCGUUACGUUUUGUACUCUAAGCGAAAACCAACACUGCAAUGUUAAUUUUUAAAAUUGAGCGAAAGAAAUCGAUGCCUUCACUUUUAAUGUGUACACACUGAGCUAAGUUUUUCUUAUACUAUCCCUAAACCAUUUUGUAAUGCAAUAAAUGUAAUUAAAUAAAACUACUUAAAUGUGGAAA